Molecule: messenger RNA, 306 nt
Organism: Tauraco erythrolophus (red-crested turaco)
Lineage: Eukaryota; Metazoa; Chordata; Aves; Musophagiformes; Musophagidae
Product: cytochrome c, somatic-like
Molecular function (GO): heme binding; electron transfer activity
Source: RefSeq, a predicted model, not a curated record
AUGGGUGAUGUUGAAAAAGACAAGAAGAUCUUUAUUCAGCAAUGUUCUUAGCGCCACACAGUUGAAAAGCACAAGACAAGACCAAAUCUUUGGGGUUUAGUUGGCGGCAGAACAGGACGAGCUGCAGGAUUUUCUUACUCAGAUGCAAACCAGAACAAAGGAGUUGUCUGGAGUGAGAAUACACUGAAGGAGUAUUUGGAAAACCCUAAGAAAUAAAUUCCUGGUACAAAAAUGAUUUUUCCUGGAAUUAAAAAGCAGGAUGAAAGAACUGAUCUUAUGGUAUACUUGAAAAAAGCAACUUCAUGA